UCUGCCAAGAGCUGCAGACUAGGCUUAGAAGAGCCCAGUGGUGGUGGCGGCAGCAUGCACCUUUAAUCCCAGCACUUGGGAGGCAGAGGCAGGCAGAUCUCUGAGUUCAAGGCCAGUCUAGUCUACAGGGUGAGUUCCAGGACAGCCAGUGCUACACAGACCCUUUCUCAACCCCCACCCCUGGCCCCUGCAAAAAAAGAAAAAGAAGAAAAAAGCAGCCCAAAGGCCAAGGCAUGAGAGAAGAGGGGACUGGGCACUGUCCAGGCCAUGCAGGAGCAGAGCCUGCAUCUGGAGAGCAGAAGCCCAGGUCUCUGGCUACUGGCAGUUAGUUAGAUUGCUGAACAGAGGACUAAUUAAGCAGGCCCAGGUGUUCGUUAAAAUCUCCUGAUGGAGUAGGAAAGUUGGGUCAGUCUGAGGUCCUUUGUGACCAUCUCUGCCCAGACACCACUUUUCCAGAACCAAGACCAAGUUCAUAUUCUUGCCCCAGGGCUUCCAAAGAAUUUGAAGCAGUGUGGAGCGGGCAGCAGAGGGGACAGAGCCUGCUUUGUAAAAGAACUUGUGGUUAGCUAGGAGGAAGGACUGCCCAAGGCAGGGUCUGUCCUCUGGCAGAGGAAGAACAGCAGUGAGCAAGACCUGGGAGGCAUGGGCUUAUUAUAAAUGGCUGAGCUAGUGUAGAGGGAGUCAGGGUUGCUGGGGCCUGACCUCUUAAACAGACAGAUUCCCUCUGCUAAAGGAUACUCACUGGGUCUCUCUGGCUCCCCUGCCUUCUCAGCCAUGAUCUCUCUCAUAUCCUAGCUCCCCCAGCAUGCGGCAGGGAUGUGGGGGGGCAGUGUAGGAGAUCAGCCAGGGAGCUGGUUGCCAGGCGACAGUUGCCUAAGCAACCCCAUCCUCUCCAUCUCCAUGUGCUCAGGGCUGCUCCUUAGAAGACUUAGAGUCUCACCCUCUGCACCAGUCGAGCUGAGUGUAGAGAGGGAUGAGGGUGAGGGUGUCAGGGUUGGUUGGAGGGUUGGUGGUGUCCAAGCGGAUAGGCUUUGAGGGCAGCUGGUAGAAGGCUUCAACUCUGCAGAGGACAGUGAGAACAGCAGGACGGACAGAGAUUAGACUGCAGGACGGACUUCUCACAGGCUCAUAUUUUCUUUGCAUAGGAGGCUGUGCAUAGGUGUUCUGCAGACCAUGAACUGAACGCUAGUCCCAGACAUUCAUGAGCACAGUGUGAGGCUCCUGACCAACACCCAGCAGCCCCUUCCUCUCUGGCACUAAGGACCCCCGGAGAAGAUGGGGAGGAAAAAGAUUCAGAUCCAGCGAAUCACUGAUGAGCGGAACCGCCAGGUGACAUUCACCAAGCGGAAGUUUGGGCUGAUGAAGAAGGCUUACGAACUGAGUGUGCUGUGCGACUGUGAGAUCGCCCUCAUCAUCUUCAACCACUCCAACAAGCUGUUCCAGUACGCCAGCACCGACAUGGACAAGGUGCUGCUCAAGUACACGGAGUACAACGAGCCGCACGAGAGCCGCACCAAUGCUGACAUCAUUGAGACCCUGAGGAAGAAGGGUUUCAACGGCUGUGACAGCCCGGAGCCGGACGGGGAGGACUCCCUGGAGCAGAGCCCCCUGCUGGAGGACAAGUACCGGCGGGCCAGUGAGGAGCUGGACGGGCUCUUCAGGCGCUAUGGGUCAUCUGUUCCGGCCCCCAACUUUGCCAUGCCUGUCACAGUGCCCGUGUCCAAUCAGAGCUCCAUGCAGUUCAGCAAUCCUAGUGGCUCUCUGGUCACUCCUUCCCUGGUGACGUCGUCCCUUACAGACCCACGGCUCCUGUCCCCCCAGCAGCCAGCACUACAGAGAAACAGUGUUUCUCCGGGCCUGCCUCAGCGACCUGCUAGUGCAGGAGCCAUGCUGGGUGGAGACCUCAACAGUGCUAAUGGAGCCUGCCCCAGUCCCGUUGGGAAUGGCUACGUCAGUGCCCGCGCUUCCCCUGGCCUCCUCCCUGUGGCCAAUGGCAACAGCCUAAACAAAGUCAUCCCUGCCAAGUCUCCACCCCCACCCACCCACAACACCCAGCUUGGAGCCCCCAGCCGCAAGCCUGAUCUGCGGGUCAUCACUUCCCAGGGAGGCAAAGGGUUAAUGCAUCAUUUGACUGAGGACCAUUUAGAUUUGAACAAUGCCCAGCGCCUUGGGGUCUCCCAGUCUACCCACUCGCUCACCACCCCAGUGGUUUCCGUGGCAACACCAAGUUUACUCAGCCAGGGCCUCCCCUUCUCCUCCAUGCCCACUGCCUACAACACAGAUUACCAGCUGCCCAGUGCAGAGCUCUCCUCCUUACCAGCCUUCAGCUCACCUGCGGGGCUGGCACUAGGCAAUGUCACCGCCUGGCAACAGCCCCAGCAGCCCCAGCAACCACAGCAACCACAGCCGCCACAGUCACAACCACAGCCACAGCCGCCACAGCCACAGCAGCCACCUCAGCAACAGCCCCACUUGGUCCCCGUGUCUCUCAGCAACCUCAUCCCAGGCAGCCCCUUGCCCCAUGUGGGUGCUGCCCUCACCGUCACCACGCACCCCCACAUCAGCAUCAAGUCAGAACCAGUGUCCCCAAGCCGCGAGCGCAGCCCUGCACCUCCUCCACCAGCUGUGUUUCCAGCUGCCCGCCCUGAGCCUGGCGAAGGUCUCAGCAGCCCAGCUGGAGGACCCUAUGAGACCGGGGACCGGGAUGAUGGACGGGGGGACUUUGGGCCCACACUGGGCCUGCUGCGCCCAGCCCCAGAGCCUGAGGCUGACGGCUCAGCUGUGAAGAGGAUGCGGCUGGAUACUUGGACAUUAAAGUGACGGUCCCCACUCCCUCCUCUCAGCCUCCCUGAUGAAGAGUUGACAAUCUCACCGCCCACCCCUCCCUGCCCUGGGCUCCUCCCGCUCGACCCCCACUUCCUUUUCUCUGCUCCAUGUCCUGUUGAUGGUUACAUUUGUGUAUAAUUAUAUUAUUAUUAUUAUUAUUAUUAUUAUUAUUAUUAUAUUUUUAAAUUCGAAUUCUCGCUUUAGAGAGAGGGUUGCUCUUGCCCCUUUCUUGGCCCUACCAUUUUCACUGGUGGGGAACUCUCUUUAUUGCGGGAAAGGGGGGGACACUUUGCACGUUGUACACAUAUGCUGCAGGAAGGGGGGGGCGGUAGGCCUUGGAGAAGGACAGGGGCCGAGCCCUGCAUGUGGAGCCCUCCCAUCCCAUUCCCAGAUAGACGUAAAGAACCAAAAACUACCCAACAACAAAAACCCGGACAGUAGGACUGAGACCCCGGAGCUGGCUCGAUGGUGGGUUUGCGUCUCAGGGACAGGAAGAGGCAGAAACUCUGCUUCUGGGCUGUUCACGGCAAAUAACCCAUCUUGGUCCCUCCAGCUUCCUGCAGACACGCCACACUCUCUGAUUCUGUGUGCUGCACCCCAAGAUCUGGGUGCUAGGAAGGCUGCCUGGGAAUCUGAGGCCAGGGCGGGGGCUUGAGGUGGGAACCUCUCUGGAAGUGACUUGAGAGAGAAAGCUGUAGAAAGAGGGCGGAUGAGGGCAGGACUGGUGUGGUGACUCGGGACCCUACCCCUGGCUUUCCCUUUAAGAUGUACAGUGCAAUAGCUCCCCAUCCCUCAGCCUACCCCCGCCCUAGAAAGCUGGCCGUGUACUGGAAGAGUUGGGGAGAGGGACCUUCAGAAGUGGCCCCAGGGUGGGCCAGAGUCAGCCUUUGGUUCCCUGGGGCACUGAGGGCCGGAGGCUGCCAGUCAGGGGCAGGCAUGGGGAGGGCACCUCUGCUUUGUGUACCCAUACCCGGAAAAGUGCACAUUGGGCACACAGCAUGGUCUGUGGAGCUAGAGGUCCCGAGAGAUGAGGCCCCUGAGGCCCCUCCCCAGUCAGCUCCUGCCCCUGACCACCUCCCAGCUCUUCGCCCGGCCUGCCUGCUCCUUGUCUGGCUACCUCCUGUCCCUCCACCUCCAGGCCACGCCCCAAACCUGCCCUCUUGCUACUGUAAUUGUAAAUAGCGACCUUCCAAAAUGUUAGUGGUUAACAGUCCAGGAAACUGUUGUGUCGUUUGUUGUUGUUGUUGUAUUGAUAUGAAAAUGAGAUUCUAUUUUUGUCAAAGUAUAUUGUAAUAAUAAUGACUCAAAUGGCCCGUACUGUA
This is a messenger RNA of Peromyscus eremicus (cactus mouse), 4148 nucleotides long. RefSeq names its product myocyte enhancer factor 2D (gene Mef2d). Gene Ontology annotation, biological process: positive regulation of transcription by RNA polymerase II; cell differentiation. The transcript is spliced from 12 exons. Gene Ontology annotation, molecular function: DNA-binding transcription factor activity, RNA polymerase II-specific; RNA polymerase II cis-regulatory region sequence-specific DNA binding; protein dimerization activity. Bases 1276 to 2820 code for a protein of 514 amino acids. Lineage: Eukaryota; Metazoa; Chordata; Mammalia; Rodentia; Cricetidae. The record is from RefSeq and is a predicted model, not a curated record.